This is a messenger RNA of Acanthaster planci (crown-of-thorns starfish), 5266 nucleotides long. Its product is annotated as oxidoreductase NAD-binding domain-containing protein 1-like. Gene Ontology annotation, molecular function: oxidoreductase activity. The record is from RefSeq and is a predicted model, not a curated record. Gene Ontology annotation, cellular component: mitochondrion. Lineage: Eukaryota; Metazoa; Echinodermata; Asteroidea; Valvatida; Acanthasteridae.
CAUGCAGACUGAAUGCAUCUGGCUUACACAACGAGCGAUUGUUUUCUGCGAAUCGCACGGUUGUUUUGAACUCGAGCUCUCUACACAAGUACACACAUGCUCUAGACCUUGAUACAUGUAGACUUUGACCUUGUUGACAUUCAUGAGGAUGAGCUUUAGGACUAUCUCCUAUUUAAUUCGUUCUCCUGCAGGCCUACUGUGUCCAACUUCGAGUUCGAAACCAAUCUCUCCCGUAGUCAAAGCACUGACGAGAAGGAUGAGUGAUCACCUUGAUAGAACAGCUCACAACUUUAGACAGACGGGAAUUAGUGAUGCAACCAUUGUGGCAGUGAAAGAUGGCUCAUCCACAGUCAAGCUCCUAACAGUGCAAGUCUCCAACCCCGAUUUCCGCUUCAAAGCUGGGCAAUGGGUGGAUUUUUUCAUCCCUGGCGUUGAGCUGUUCACUGGCUUCUCCAUGACCUCAGCACCAAGCAAACUCCAGCAAGAUGUAACCUUUGACCUUGCUGUGAAGAAAAGUGACUAUCCACCCACCAUGUGGGUUCACACGGAGUGCAAAGCCGGUGCCAAGGUAGGCGUGCGCGUGGGCGGUGACCAGAUCAUUUAUGACCCCUCACCCAGCGACCCUAGCUGGGACCUUCUACUCAUAGCUGGAGGCAUCGGCAUCAACCCAAUGUAUUCCAUUCUCCAACACGCCAGGGAUCUCUAUCUGCGUAGUCUGUCAGACCCUACUGCUUACAGACCAGGGAGGGUGGAGUUUCUCUACAGUGCAUCCACUUCAGAAGAGCUCAUAUUCAAGGAGUCAAUUCAGGAGAUCGCCAACGAUACAGAAAACAUAUCAUGCCACUUUCACGUCACCAGGGAAGCGGUCAUACCAACCAGCCACACAUCAGAUCACAGGAUAAACGGGGCAGAUCUAGCCACAUCACUGCAGAGGCUGGACAAAGACAGGCUUAGGUGUUUCCUCUGUGGCCCCCCACCCAUGAUAGCAGAUAUGGAAUCCCUCUUGGAGAGUCAGGGGGUGAGACCAGACCAGUUACAUACCGAAAAGUGGUGGUGAUGAGGUGCAGUGAGGUAAAUGCACGUACCUGUAAGGUUUCAACGUUACGUGUUUGUGCACAUGCAUGUACAUGUUUGCAAGAUUUUGAAUGUUUGGUCUCGAGCAUGUUACAUGUUACCACCUUGCUUUUACCUUGAACUUAAUUUGGUUUUUAUCCUAGCCAGAUGAAACCACUUGUGGAUACUAAUUAUGCUAUCAUGUGAUUUUUCUUAACGUAAUCUACAUGUAUGCGUUUAUGUACAUUGGACCUAUACAUAUACACUGUGUAUAUACAGACCCAAGUAAGGAGGGGCAUAAUUGCCCAAGUGGGUGUGUAUUGCACAAAUAUAUUGUCAGUACCCAGGUUUGUGCAAAGCUCACCUUUUGCCAGUGUGUGUGAUAUGAAAGGAAAUUAUGCUUGAAUUACAUUGUGCUUUCAUAUAUCACGGCAAAGAAGAAAGCGAAUUGGGUGUCAUGCGGCAUUCGCCGCAAAAUUUGGCAGCAGUGAAAUUCAUUCCGCUUUUUUGAAUUGACAAAAUGGAUUGCUUACUGCGAUGCCAUAGAUUUGGAGUUGAUGUUUGCAUUUGUGCUGAGUAUGAAUCGAUCAUGAGAGAACUUUUUUCCAAAUUGUCGGCUGUGUUCAGUUGUGCUCCCCAAAUCCACUUUAUUUACAAACACUCUGAAAAAGGAAGGAGCCUGGCUAUUUUGCUACAAUUACAGUUAUAGCCUCGUUAUUAUAAUUAUUUGGUUUUUUUUAGUUGACAACUGUCCAUCCAUAAUUUGGAAGCUGGAUUUACAUGUUUUCUACUCAUUGCUUAAAGGGCAAGGAUUGUAUAUUUUUUCCUGUAUCAUCUUCAUUCCAACACAUCUUAAGCCUUCAGAGAAUUUUAACAAGGAUUGCCGUUAUUUGAUUCAAGACAGUGACUCAUGAAUAGAGACAAUUACUGUUCAGGGACUGUGCUCUGGAUACAUGUAUGUGUACCUAAAGCCUGCAUGUAUGUGCAUUUAUACACUUCUUGCCCAUUAGUGCUGAUACAUGUAGCACCUGCUGUCUUAUUAUAAAGUAGUAUUACUGAGAUGGAUUUCUCGGAAUGUCUUCUUCCACCUGUGAAACUGAAAAUUGCGUCACUGUUGGCCCCCCCAGGCCUAGCAACUGGUAAACAGUAAACUCUCCUGUGUAUCCAAUAAACUUCUUUCAUUGGUGGCAUUAAUAUGAUACAUUUCACUAGCUCUGGAGCAGAAAGCACUGACGAACUUGUCCACGACUGUACUCGCCAAUAAACCAAUAGACGUGUGGUUGGGUGCCUUCAGUUUGUGAAAGAAAUGUGCAAUACACUGUACAAAUGCCCAAAUACAUGUACAUACAUACUCGAGAGUUUACUCUUUACUUUGGACGUUUAGAUUGACUGAGAAAGCUGCAGGAACAGUUUGGUUUGUAUUCUAGUACAUCCAUCAUCAGCUCAGGAACAUCACGGACAAGUUAUUACAUGUAUGUCAAGUCCACCACAGAACCCUGGUUGUCUACAAAUUUUAUGUUCAGAGAUGCAAGUGCUGUUUCAAACACUCUACACUUCAAUCUUAGACUAGAGGCAUUCACCCACCUGUAAGUCACGCUGCAUCUGAAAUUACAUGUUCGGGUCAGGUACGCAAGGACAGAAACUCGGUGAUAGCCUGGCUCAGAAGGUGGCUUUAUACCAGUCUACUAGAGUGUGAUAUCUGUGGAAACAUGGCGCUCGGCACAUCGUCAAGUCGCACUCCUCACAAGCAUACUCAGUCUGGUGGCACUCGAUGCUGCAGUUGGAACACACAGUACAGUCUGGUCUGGACUUGGGGCCAGCUGCUGUCACUUCGGUGAUGUACUUCAAGAAAUGCCGUUCAGUCAGACAUGACGGCUGGUCGAGGGAUCUCCCCCCAGGUCUUCUGUCUGGCCAAAUAUGCCCCUCAUGGAGGAAAUUGCAUAACGGAAUUUCUCUGGCUUUUGUCAUGUAGCUGGUUGAAGUGUUUUUCAUAUAAUUCAGCUGUUCACGCAGCAAACUUCAAGUAGGCAGAGGAAUACUUUCUUCCCCCACUUGAGAGUUUUGUAGAUAUUCAAGUAAUACCACAUGCCUUGAUCGGCUCAGUCUACUUCACCCAUGAAGUACGUGUAGCAUUCCAUGGCAACUGGUGUGUCCACUCUUCAAGGUUCCCGUUGCUCACGGGCACAAACAUCCUCAAAUGUUGAAUGGUUGAGAACCAAGGUGACAAUGUCGACUUGCUGUUUUGUCAAACCAUGGCAAAAACAACAGAUCACCAUCCCUAACCGCACGAAGGGGAUCUCCUUUCUUCAUUUUUUGUCUCCUUGAUCCCAUGGGGGGUGCCAACCCGGUUCACACACAAUGUGCCACACGCUCCAAAUUCCAUUGUCCUUGAGUGAACAAAACAAGUCAGGGGAUGAGAACAGGUUAUCCAUAUAUGUAAGUAUGGUGACCUUUUCCAUUCCAGGACUGAAAUAAACAUAAGACUACAUUCUUGAAGUCAUUCAUUCAGCAUCCUACACAUGACUCUCCUUUUGACCUUGUGGCAUGUGAGAAACAAAGCCAUUACAUUAUUCAUGUUUCUUUCCAUCUUGGGGGAUAAACUGAAUGCAGCAAAAACUUUUAACAAACUAUUACACCCAUGGCUUAUUUCACAGAAAACAUGUACAUGUACCUCUGUUGUCUUUACCCAUUUUAAGUCUGUAAUCAAAGGUUCCAAUAUGUCAUAACAUGUAUAAACUUCUGCACACGUUUGUAUUUGAGAGUGCACGAUUUUUUUUUCAAAGUUGAUCUGUACUUGGACUCCACAUUUUUAAGCGCACAAUAAAAAUGCUGCCAUCUUCUGCUGCGGCCCUUCUUUGCCUCCCAAGGGAUUUACAACCUCAAACUCAUCAACAUAUACAUCAUAAACCCUCAUGGCAUUGGGAUGAUGUUGAAAGAACUGACUGGCAAAGGUGGCACCACAUAGGUACCGGUAGCCCUCUAACAGAUCUGGGUCUGUUCUACUAGUGGUUAAUUUAUGCUGGUCCAGACAUUCUGACAAAGAUAUUUCUUUCAACACUUUGAGAAUAGGUACAUACAUGUACUGAUAAGUAUAUUUGACUUUCUUUCCAUUUACAGUUUCUUCCUCCAGCACAUACUCUUGAGGCUCAGUGCAAUCCAUCACAGACAUACCCCCUAUUCCAUACAUACAGUGUUUAAUGCAACAGAAAAUGAACUGCAGAGCAAGACCAUGUUACGCGUUCCACGGUGGUAAAGGUGUGCACACUGUGUGUGGGAGGCCAAUGCACAGCGUGCACGUACUUCUCUUCGCAGUGACUUGACACGUGCAGGCUGCGCUUUGGGUCGCCAUUCCACAGCAUGUAUGCCUUUACCGCUGUGGAAAAACAUUUUACGACAUAGUGUGGUCUCUUUCUGCGAUUCAAAAUUCUGUGGUAUUAUAGACCAGGAAAUAGGGUACUGGGUACAUGUACGUGACAUGGAGAAACUGGUAUCAUGUGAUGCCAAGCGUAAAGCUAUGAUCAGUGUAACUGGAAACCUUUGCGAAAUCAAUGCAGUAUUGAUUAUUUCACUGGAAAUGACUCAAACUAAAGUAAAGAAGUACUCGAAACUUAAGGCUUUGGAUACAACUUUUUUACUGGUAAUUACAGCAUUUUACACGUUAACGAAAAUAUGUGGAAGGAAAUAGGCAGUUUUACAAUGUAGUUCAAAAAGCUGGAAAAUUUGUGGUGGUCGGAAAAAGAAAAAAUUCCACCAGUUGUGGUUGGGGAAUCUCGAGUGCUGGGCGGGUUUACCGGCACCGACAACUGUGAACGGAACCCUGGUCCAUUGACACAGAACCAAUACAUGUGUACUUCAAUUUUUGGCUAUCACUUCAUGGAUGCAUUGCACAGGAUCAACACAUACAGUGUACACGGUACAUGAACUGGGUAGCCCAGUAGCUGCUCAUGCUUAUAAUGUGCAUUCCCAUCCAUCUGAAAGUCAAUAACAACCUCUCCGAUUCCGUUGCUUUUUCGUCAGUUACAGGGACGUAUCCAGAAUUACCCCUUGGUAGGCAUAUUAUUGAUCUCAUGAAUAUUUUGCACUUUUCUGUGAAUGAAGAGCUGAAGAGAGAGUACUUACAUGACAUAUAGCAAUAGAGUAUUUUUUAAUUUAUGUGGAAAUCUUUAGAGCAUGAAAAUAGGGACAAAAAUAAAUAAAGUGGACAUAACUACCA